Molecule: messenger RNA, 673 nt
Organism: Coccinella septempunctata (seven-spotted ladybird)
Lineage: Eukaryota; Metazoa; Arthropoda; Insecta; Coleoptera; Coccinellidae
Exons: 2
Coding region: 64-417 (117 amino acids)
Source: RefSeq, a predicted model, not a curated record
AAAUAUAAAUACCUUCAGCCUUAUUAUUGUUAAAAAAAACUUCAAGUUCAUAAAUAAAUUAAAAUGUUGAGGAACCGUAAGACCACAAAAAAUCAGAUGGAAGUUAUUAUAAUCUUCCUAGAAAAUGACAGAUUGAUGGUAACCGGAAAAACACAUCCAUUGCACAUGGAAGAAAUAAAAAAUAAAUGGACAGAACUUACAGGUCUUCCGAACGGUAUAGAGAACGGAGCUAGAAAGCACCAAAAACAAUGGAAAUCAUUCUUGUACGAAUGGAAAUCAAAAACUAAGAAAAAAGCUCGCGUCCUCAGGGCAAAUAUAUUGAAAACUGGUGGUGGAGGGUAUAGUUGUACCAAAUUGACUCAGCUGGAAAAUCGAGUAAUGUCCAUUUUUGGCUGGGUUCUGGGUUCAUGUUAUUGAGUGCCCCGAUGCUCCUGAAGAAGUUGGCCCAGAUGGAAAGAACAAUAACAAUGGAGGAUAAGGAAAUAACAAUGAAACACAAGAUGAACACAAUGAAGCAAAAGAAAAUAAUAGGGGAACACAAGAUUUACCCACAAAUACCGAAAUUCUGAUGCAUUAAAAGCAGUCCCUUCCACCUAUUAAUUUAAUUCUAAAAUGUUAUCUAUGUAAUAGAAAAACAGUAUUAUGUAUUUUUAUAUUUAUCCUGUUAAUUGAA